Bombus impatiens (common eastern bumble bee) is the source of this 3759-nucleotide messenger RNA. It is a transcript of the gene SK, whose product is annotated as small conductance calcium-activated potassium channel protein-like. Gene Ontology annotation, cellular component: plasma membrane; neuron projection; neuronal cell body. The transcript is spliced from 8 exons. The annotation marks the transcript as partial. Lineage: Eukaryota; Metazoa; Arthropoda; Insecta; Hymenoptera; Apidae. Gene Ontology annotation, biological process: potassium ion transmembrane transport. The record is from RefSeq and is a predicted model, not a curated record. Gene Ontology annotation, molecular function: small conductance calcium-activated potassium channel activity; calmodulin binding.
GAAGGCCCUGUUCGAGAAGCGGAAACGCAUCAGCGACUACGCGCUCGUCAUGGGCAUGUUCGGCAUUAUCGUGAUGGUCAUCGAGAAUGAACUGUCCAGCGCCGGAGUCUACACCAAGGCCUCGUUUUACUCGACAGCACUGAAAACCCUGAUCUCUGUGUCUACUGUGAUACUGAUUGGCCUCAUAUUUGCUUACCAUGCCUUAGAAGUUCAGUUGUUCAUGAUCGAUAACUGCGCGGACGAUUGGCGGAUCGCGAUGACCUGGCAGAGGAUCGCGCAGAUUUCACUCGAGUUGUUAAUCUGUGCGAUCCAUCCGAUCCCAAGGGAAGAUUAUUUCCUGUGGACGACCAAGCUGGCAAACAAGGGCGGUAACAUCGGUUCGACAUGGGUGCCAUACGACGUCAUCCUAUCGUUGCCGAUGUUCUUCAGACUCUACCUCAUCUGUCGCGUUAUGCUGCUGCACUCGAAGCUGUUCACGGACGCCUCGUCGCGCAGCAUAGGGGCCUUGAAUCGUAUUAACUUCAACACCAGAUUCGUCCUGAAGACCCUGAUGACCAUCUGCCCGGGAACCGUGUUGCUAGUCUUCAUGGUCUCCUUAUGGAUCAUCGCCUCGUGGACGUUACGCCAGUGCGAGAGGUUUCACGACGAGGAGCACGCGAAUCUCCUUAAUGCUAUGUGGCUCAUUGCUAUCACGUUUCUGAGCGUCGGUUUCGGUGACAUCGUGCCCAACACGUACUGCGGUCGAGGUAUAGCCGUUUCUACUGGAAUAAUGGGCGCCGGAUGUACGGCCUUGCUGGUGGCGGUUGUUUCCCGAAAGCUGGAGCUCACCAGGGCGGAGAAGCACGUUCAUAACUUUAUGAUGGAUACGCAAUUAACGAAAAGGUUGAAAAACGCCGCGGCGAACGUGUUGCGCGAGACGUGGCUAAUUUACAAGCACACUCGGUUGGUGAAGCGUGUCAAUCCGGGACGUGUUCGAACACAUCAGCGGAAAUUCCUGCUGGCUAUAUACGCACUCAGGAAAGUGAAAAUGGAUCAGCGAAAAUUAAUGGACAAUGCCAACACCAUCACGGAUAUGGCCAAGACGCAGAACACAGUGUACGAGAUAGUGUCACACAUGAGCACGCGUCAGGACGGACUUGAAGAACGUCUAGUGAACGUGACGGAUCAGUUGGUCGCCCUAGAAGAGAAACUGAGCAGUCUGCAGUCCCAGCUGGAUCUGCUGCCAGAGGAAUUGACCAGAUGCUUGGCUCAGCAUGCCGAGCGUAUAGAGCAGAGGCGAAACUUCCUUCACCCGGAUACCGCAGUCGCGAUGGCGUCGACUGGAGGCGGUGGUAGCGGUAUCCCAACCGGAAAUAGCUUAUCAAUGGGCGUCUCCGUGUCCGCUCAUCAUCCUCUGGCCAAUCUGUCAAACUCGCUGCCACACUCCAGGAGCGUCCCAAGCGCGCCCAGCACCACGUCCCUUCACCCUUGGCCGGCCAACUCGAUCCUACCGCCAGUUUCGAGUCGUACGCCUCACCUGGUGCCUGAAACCGGAAGGCAUCAUAGUCUGGCACAUUCCACGGUGGCCACGACCACGACCUCGCAGUCGGCCACCAGGUUCGCCUCGCAAUCUGGAAUGGGAGGACUGGGCAACAGUCAGGGGUCCGACACAUCCCCACACAGCUGAGUCUCGUCUUUGCAGCCGCAGCACUCGUAUUAAAAUAGGACAUGAACGUAUGAUUCCAUGUCCUGAACGACGCUCGCGUAUCAUUGAGUCCUUUCCCUGCGGACCGAUUCUCUAGUCUCGUUGUCUGUAAAUCUACGUCUGUUCUGUCUGUUUGCUAAACUCUUUCGAGGAUGGGAAGCUUCUCCAAGUCCAUCUUCGAGUGUACUGUGAAUUCGUUGACCAGUGUCCGCGAGCCUCACGAAUAGUGGUGUAGGGUCGUGUUUGAUUGAUGAAAGUUUAACAUCGGCUUGGCCGUGAGGCGAUAUCGAUCGUGUCGAUAUUAUAUGUAUAAAUGUUAUCUAGAAUGUAAUGUAUUUAAUUUAUUAAUUGGUAGGCAAUUACCAAAUCGGUUUGCGUAUAGCGAACGUUAUGUUUAAGAUAUUCCUUUCUUCAAAUUAAGUUUCGUGAUUUUUACGGCAUCCUUGAGAAUUCAGAAGUAUAUCGAUGCGAAGAAAUCCUGUGGGCAACCUAAAUAAGUGCUCCACUCCUUUGCAAACUACCUGAAGGAAUUGAUUUUAGAUAUACUUGGACGUCUCAGUAUCUGCAUCCGUCGUAGUGAAUUCAAACAUCCAUUUCUUUUAAUUUCGAGUCGAAUCGAUACACAAAGACAGUAUCGAAUUCGAUAUUUCUAACGAGCCAAAUAACGAAACUUCGCGACCAUCGCUGAAUAAACCGACUCGCCUACUUUUAUAGCCGCAGAUAAAACGAAAGUCUUGCAGUAGCAUCAACGACGGGUCCAAUCCUCUUCCCGAUUGACUGUGUUUUCUUACGUCAAAUGAUACCAAAAAAAAAAGAGAUACUAGAGAAGGAAACCGUGCACGUAGGCGAACAUACAACACACAACAUAUGUGUACAACAAGAGGGAAAAUCGAUCGAAAGUUUCGUGGUGGAGAUCCAAAGAGGCGUGCGUGGACGAAAGGGAGGGACUCACGGACGCGAGCGUCCACUUCCAAUUGCUGCGAGCUGCUCCCCUGCCCAACUUGCGUGCCUGAAAACUUUUUUCUUAAUGUUUAAAUAUAUAUUCGACACACACGAACUCCAUCUUAUCUCUGUAUACCUCGUGAAUAAAAAAAGAAGAAGGGAAAAAGGAGAAAGAGAAAGAAGAAGAAAAAGGAACGUGGACAGGCACAAGGUGUGUUUAACGUUUUACGUGUAAUGUGCGUGGAGAACGUCUCCCCUCGAUGAGGACAAGGGUGGCUCUUAAGCUGGACGAGCGCACAGCGAACGUCACAUGUUAGAAAGAAAAGUUUCAAACUCGUUUACUAGGGAAAUAUAUAUCGUUUUAAGGAAGGGAAUAUAUACGACAUUGUGUUCGUUUCGUGAAUUUUUGUUUCACUUGAGAUCGCGUGCAAGAAGGUGAAAAGAUAGCGUACAGUAUUUUACGAAUAUUUUAAACGAUAUACAAAUAAAUAGGUUUCCAAUUAACAGUUUCUUAGUCGUUUCGAUUCGAAAUAACGAAACGCCUGACACAUAUACUACUUGUCUGACUAUCUUCUCCUCUUUGCGAGCUGAUCCUUACGUUUUCUGUCAGUGGACGAAGAAAAUGGAAAACGUAGAAUUCUUCUUCGAGCUGUGAUUAACGUUACGUCGAAAGCUUAUUAAGUACAAUCACGUGGUGACGUAUCUUGCGUGAAUCAUAGCUUAUAUACAUAAAUACCAAACUUCGAAAUUGUAUUAUAUCUUCCGAGAGAAACAACUUGGAAGAAAUAUCUAAAAAAUUUAUAAUGAACCGAUUUAUUUAAAGAAGAAAAGAACAAACUAAAAUUUUGUUACGGUUGGCCAUUUACCCCCUCCAAUAUUUUUACCUCUUCCCAAUUUUAUGUUAUCGAUAAUGAGUAAAUUAUACCAUCUCGUGAUUGUACCUCCGUAAUAUACCUUCCAAAAGACAACCGAACACGAACAGAGGAAAAGAAAAUCGGGUCAAUCGAGUGAGCGGUGGUUAAUCGAGGACAAAGUAUAUUAUCAACGCACUUCCAUGUCGAAUCACGCUGGACGAGCUUGAAGGGCCACCGAAGAAGCCACGAAGCAAAUGUCCGAAGCUGAUGGAAGGAGAA